AUGUCAAAGAUCAGUUCCCCAGAUAAAAUGUUUUUGGGGCUAGAUUUGUCGACCCAGCAAAUCAAAAUCGUCGCAGUCGAUGAGCAAUUGACCCCGUUAUGCUGCUAUGCCGUGACCUUUGAUGAUGAUUUACCCUCUUAUAACACCACCCACGGGGUUUACAAACAAGAAGCCGGGAGGAUAGUUGCUCCGGUGGCAAUGUGGUUGGAUGCCUUAGACUUGGUGAUGACUAGAAUGAAAGAUGAUGGGUUUGAUUUCUCCAAAGUGGUAGGAAUGUCUGGAUCUUGUCAACAACAUGGGUCAGUGUACUGGGCCAAUGAAGCGGUGGGAUUACUACAAAGUUUGGACGGUGACACCACCUCGUUGAAAAAUGGUCUCUUUCCUCAAGCGUUUACUCACACGGUUGCCCCAAAUUGGCAAGAUCAUUCCACAGUUGAAGAGUGCAAACAGUUCACUGCCGCAGUGGGUAGUGGUCAAAAGUUGGCGGAACUUACUGGGUCUAAAGCGUAUCAUAGAUUCACAGGUCCUCAGAUCACGAAAUUUAUUAAAGACCAUCCAGAAGCUUAUGAAAAUACUCACAGAAUCACUUUAAUCUCCAAUUUCUUAUCGACGGUGCUUUUGGGAAAGUUUUCAAAAAUCGACCAAGCCGAUGGCUGUGGUAUGAAUUUGUAUGAUAUCCAAGGUAAAUGCUGGAACCCUGAUUUAUUGGAGGCCACUGUUUUGGGGAAGAAAGAAUCAAUUACUAAAUUAAUUGCCAAGCUAGGUGGAGAUGUCGAGCCCCUGGGAUUCAACUCCAUUGGCUUAAUUUCUUCAUACUUUGUCAACAAAUUUGGUUUCAGCCCAAACUGUGGAAUUUAUCCAUUCACUGGAGAUAAUCUUGCAACUAUUCUCUCUUUGCCACUUCUCAAAAAUGAUUUGCUUGUUAGCUUAGGUACUUCCACCACAUUGUUGUUGAUUACUGAUGUCUACAGAGCAAACGAGAACUACCACAUCAUGAUUCAUCCAACCAAUCCAAAUCUUUAUAUGUACAUGAUCUGUUACUCUAAUGGAGCGCUUGUUAGAAAUGAUGUUAGAAACAAGGUUAAUAAAAAAUACUGUAUUGCUGAGGAUUCUUGGGAUAAAUUUUCGGAAAUCCUUGAUGGAGAAAAAUUUGAGGCCAGCAAGGAUGGCAAUAUUGGGAUAUACUUCCCACAAGGUGAAAUCAUCCCCAAUGUUGACAAACCAGUGAUUCUCAAAUACAAAUUUGACACCACCACUGGUGAGCUUAUUGAAAACCUUGGUCCUGACUAUAAAAAUGUGGAGACUGAUGUUAAAGGGAUCGUUGAAUCACAAGCCCUCAGUGGUCGGAUUAGAGUACAUGAGCUUCUUAAAAAAGAUUGUAAUGAUAAUAAUGGUGAUUUAAAACCUCAUAAGCUUUUCUUUGUUGGUGGAUCUAGCAGAAAUCAAUCAAUAAUCACCAAAUUUAGUGAAAUUUUGGGUAAUGAAUUCCAAGGAGACGGUGGUAAGGGAAACUACAAGAGCUUGGAACCGAACAGCUGUGCAUUAGGAGGAGCCUACAAAGCUUGCUGGUCAUAUUAUAGAGAACAUGGUGGUAAUGGUUGUUUUGAAGAUUACUUGGAGAACAAGUUUGACUGGAGUAAUUUGAAGGAAUUUACAGUGGAAUACAAAUGGAAUACAUUCAAGAUUGCGGAAGCUGCUUUAAGAAACUUGGAGCGUUUGUUAUGA
Saccharomycopsis crataegensis is the source of this 1725-nucleotide messenger RNA. RefSeq names its product xylulokinase (gene XKS1). NCBI's taxonomy places the organism in Eukaryota, Fungi, Ascomycota, Saccharomycetes, Ascoideales, Saccharomycopsidaceae. Gene Ontology annotation, molecular function: D-xylulokinase activity. Gene Ontology annotation, biological process: xylulose metabolic process; phosphorylation. The transcript has a single exon. Gene Ontology annotation, cellular component: cytosol. The record is from RefSeq and is a predicted model, not a curated record. Bases 1 to 1725 code for a protein of 574 amino acids.